Messenger RNA from Alnus glutinosa, 1912 nucleotides. Its product is annotated as pyruvate kinase, cytosolic isozyme-like. Bases 313 to 1839 code for a protein of 508 amino acids. Gene Ontology annotation, cellular component: cytoplasm. The record is from RefSeq and is a predicted model, not a curated record. Gene Ontology annotation, molecular function: magnesium ion binding; pyruvate kinase activity; potassium ion binding. The transcript has 3 exons. Lineage: Eukaryota; Viridiplantae; Streptophyta; Magnoliopsida; Fagales; Betulaceae. Gene Ontology annotation, biological process: glycolytic process.
AACACUCUUAACAUUUAAUUUGAUUUAUUAUGCUGUUUUUGAACAGCUGGCUAAAUAAAUUUAUGAGAAAAUUAAAGUAUAUACCUUGAUGCUCCUCCUUUUCGAAGAAAACUUGGUAAAGAUUUGCUUGGGUCCUAAGCAAAUAAUAAAUCCAAACCGCACUCAACAAGGAGAGGGAGGGAGGCAUACCAAAUCUAGCUUAUAAAUGGGGUGGCUCGCGAGGUUGACUCGUAAAGUGUAAAAACCCUACGAACGAAGAAAACCUUUCAAAAACCUCUUUGUAGCGUCUGUGUCGGUGAGUCUGAUAGCUUAAUGGAGAAGAUUCUGGGAGUUAACAAUGUUGGGGGGGAGAGGAGGCCAAAGACUAAGAUAGUGUGCACGUUGGGACCGUCGUCUCGGUCGGUGGACAUGUUAGAGAGGCUUCUGAGGGCAGGGAUGAACGUUGCUCGCUUCAACUUUUCCCAUGGCACUCAUGCUUAUCACCAAGGGACCCUCGAUAAUCUCACCACUGCCAUGAACAACACCGGCAUUCUUUGUGCUGUCAUGUUGGACACUAAGGGUCCUGAGAUUCGAACUGGGUUUUUGAAAGAAGCAAAAUCCAUACAGCUCCAACAGGGUAAAGAGAUUACCAUCACCACUGACUAUAACAUAAAGGGUGAUGAGAAUAUGAUAAGUAUGAGCUACCCGAAGUUGGCUGAGGAUUUAAAGCCACAAAGUGUUAUUCUGUGUGCUGAUGGGACUAUUUCUCUUACUGUUCUGGAUUGUGACAAGGAACGGGGUUUGGUUCGUUGUCUCUGUGAAAACUCUGCAGCACUGGGUGAGAGGAAGAAUGUCAAUCUUCCUGGAGUUAUUGUUGAUCUCCCAACCUUAACUGAUAAGGACAAAGAGGAUAUUUUGGAAUGGGGAGUUCCAAAUAAGAUUGACAUGAUUGCUCUAUCUUUUGUUCGCAAAGGUUCUGACCUUGUGGAGGUCAGGAAACUGUUAGGACCCUAUGCAAAGAACAUCCUUCUCAUGUCAAAGGUGGAGAAUCAAGAAGGUGUUGCUAAUUUCGAUGAUAUUCUGGCAAACUCAGAUGCAUUUAUGGUGGCACGGGGUGACCUGGGAAUGGAAAUUCCCAUUGAAAAGAUAUUCCUAGCUCAGAAAGCGAUGAUACUGAAGGCCAACAUGCAAGGAAAACCAGUGGUGACUGCCACUCAGAUGUUGGAGUCCAUGACUAAAUCUCCCCGGCCUACCCGAGCUGAAGCCACUGAUGUUGCUAAUGCAGUUCUUGAUGGCACUGACUGCGUGAUGCUUAGCGGAGAAACUGCUGCUGGGGCCUAUCCUGAAAUUGCUGUACAAACCAUGUCUAGAAUUUGCGUGGAGGCAGAGAGUUUUAUAAACUAUGGAGAUCUUUUUAAAAGAAUAAUGAAAACUGCACCAAUCCCUAUGAGCCCAUUGGAGAGCUUGGCCUCUUCAGCAGUGAGCACAGCCCAUUGCAUUAAAGCAGCUCUGAUUUUGGUCCUAACCAGAGGAGGAAGCACCGCAAAGCUAGUGGCUAAGUACAGGCCAAGCAUGCCAAUCUUGUCCGUGGUGGUUCCAGAGAUAAGAACACGUACAGAUUCUUUCCAUUGGUCAUGCAGUGAUGAAGCUCCGGCAAGGCAUAGCCUUAUUUAUCGGGGUUUGGUUCCUGUUUUGAGCACAAGUUCUGCAAGAGCUUCUCAUGCAGAGUCAACCAAAGAGACCGUAGAGUUGGCCCUCCAACAUGCAAAGGCAAAGCAACUUUGCAAGCCUGGAGACUCGGUCGUGGUGUUGCAUAGAGUUGACUCUGCUACUGUCAUCAAAAUCUUGACCGUUGGUUGAUUAUAUUGAGCCAAUUAAGUUAAUUUAGGUCGUUAAUUAGUCAUACUUCUUAUUUUCUCGGCUUUUGUAUUCA